AUGUUGUCGAUUCUACCGAUCUUCAUAUCAUUAGUGACACUUUUAAGUUGCGUAUGUGAUUCGCAUUGGUUCAUCGAUGUUCUUGACGACGAAGCAUAUACUGCAGUGAAGCAUAUGCUCGGGAAAUCAGACCCUGGCUCAUAUGUGAUCCGUCUAGAUGAGCCUUCCUAUCGUGAAUACGUUUUGCCUGGUAAUCGUCAUUUUAAAUCUGUAGUUUUGUAUGUAGAUUUGGAUAAUCCUGACCAUCUGAUUAUAUUGGAUAUAUAUCGUUUGGCAGUUCGUCGUUUACAUGAGGAUGCUGGCGACUACCCAGAUGAAACGGUGAAUGUUUUUUCUACACCAACAUUUUUCUUUUACCUAGACGUUUCAGGGGAUGAGUGUGAUUGGAUAUUGUAUGUACAUCGCAUUGAAUAUGUCCCUGAGCUUUUGCGCUUCGGUUCGGGCAGAUCCGUCGUUGGUCACCGAAAAUUUUUGACCGAUAGUUUGAAUCGAUGGUUGCAGACGAAUACACCCGUUCUUCGUUCUUGGACUCCUGAAGAGAUGUUCGACUUUAUGAUCAAUUUUUUUGUGUUGCCAUAUCCAAGUCGCGAUGAAUCUCCAAUUUCAACUACGCGGGCUUUGUUGCUUUCACUUAUGUCUCUUGUUGUUUUUAACAUUUGGACGAUGUUGUUAGUAUUUAUUGCAUUUUUGAUAGGUAUAUAUGCGAUAAUAUAUCGUCCCCCAUGGUUGUUUCUCACCGCUUCGUUGACGCUGUAUGCUGUAAGCUUUACGUGCCUCAUAUCUGCUAUUGUGAGCUCUAGGAGAUAUUCGGUCAUGGUGACUGAUUGUCCGUUGUAUAAUCCUAAGUGUCUCAUACGGCGUUUGUUUGCCGCGUCAUCGAAAUCACAGUUUUUGCAUGAAGGGGCUUUAGUGCAGCUCUUGUUUCUAUGCCUUUCGGGUUUGCUUUUUGCGUUGACUAAAUGCGUGGUAUACGGUUAUAAUAAAUUAAGUUUGACCGUCAUUUUACCAACUAUGAUUGCAAUAUUGGCGUUUUUGUUCCACAUAUUCGACUAUAAGGAACUUCCAUAUUCGUUGGAAAUGAUCCCUUCGGCACCACUACCACGUGGCUCUAUUGACAAUGAUCGGAAUUAUGUUUUCUGA
Messenger RNA from Babesia sp. Xinjiang, 1140 nucleotides. RefSeq lists its product as uncharacterized. The transcript has a single exon. NCBI's taxonomy places the organism in Eukaryota, Apicomplexa, Aconoidasida, Piroplasmida, Babesiidae. The record is from RefSeq and is a predicted model, not a curated record. The coding region runs from base 1 to 1140 and encodes 379 amino acids.